Messenger RNA from Parasteatoda tepidariorum (common house spider), 8030 nucleotides. RefSeq names its product terminal uridylyltransferase 7. Gene Ontology annotation, molecular function: zinc ion binding; nucleic acid binding; RNA uridylyltransferase activity. The record is from RefSeq and is a predicted model, not a curated record. Lineage: Eukaryota; Metazoa; Arthropoda; Arachnida; Araneae; Theridiidae.
AAAUGUGUGUCGAUAUGUGACAUGCUCCUAUAAACUAUGGUGGUUUCCCUUCGUCUUUUUUUAACAACAUCCUUCGACAAGUUGGCAAUGUAAUGUCAAUAUUCUGUUGCUAGAUGAUGUUGUUUAUCAGGAAUGAGAUAUGAUAUUUAUGGAUGAUUUUCGAUUAUUUUCUGUGUAUUGUUCAUUCAUGAAAUUCAAAAUUUAUCCUGACAAAAUUCGAUUUAAGAUACUUUUAUCGUUAUUGACUUGAUAAUUUGUUUUUGGAGCUCUUAGCGUCAAAACCAAUGGUGUAAAAAAGAUCUCGUGCGAAAUGUUUAUGUUAUGAAAAAGAAGAGAAAUAGAACUUAUAUUACUUUUAUUUAGGUUUUGACUCAUUACAUCAUUGUGAAGUGUUUUCCUUAUUUUAUUGAUUUUAAAGAUUUUUUUAUCUUGUGCUGCUGUGACAUCAAAAUAGGUAAAAAUGUCUUCAAAUGCUGAUUGCAAAGCUAUUGAGAAAGGCUUAAAGGAUAUCAUUUUUGGCAUGUCAAGUAGCGGACAACUUUCUACUCCAGAUUCAAACUUGAACUCUAAAUUGACUUCAGCUUCCUUUACUUAUAAUGAACAGUUUUCAAAUCAAGAGAAAUCUGCUAUAUUUAACAAAAACAAGCUAAAAGGGCCUUUUCCAUUACCAAGUAAUACAGAUUUAUCAGUUAAUGAAACAAGUUCUAGUAAACUUAUUGAUUUAAAUGCGUUGACGGAAUUUUCAGCAAAACACAUAGAUGAUUCAAGUUUCAGAACUGCUACAAAUGAUAUAAAAUUACCCCAUCCCGACCUUGAAGAUGAUAAUCAUUCAACUUCUACAAAUACUGGUGUUUCUGUACUAUUUGAACAAAUUCAAAACUCACCGAAUUUCGGUAAUUUGCCCGAAAACCCUUUGCUGCAUUCCAAUCUUAAAAGUCCCAAAAGGCAAAGCAGAAACAGAGAGUCUCAACACAAGUCCUCUUCUCCUGUUCGAAAACGAAGCACAUCGAAACGAAGAAGGAAAAAGAAAAAAAGCGCCAAACAGAAAGAUUUGCCUGAAACACUGACACCUCAAGAAGGACCUAAAACAAUUACCAAAGUUAUGGAGAGAGAAAGUAAAGAAGAAAUGAUUUAUAUUCAGACUAAAAAAAAAGUUUUUUCUUCAAUUGGGAGAGAAUAUUCCUUAACUUUCGAGAAGAAUGCUUACAAGUUCCAGUGUUACAUUUGCAAUUGGACUAAUGACAAUAAAACAAGUAUCAAUAAACAUCUUUCAUCUAACAAUCACUUGAGAUCUAAAGAGCUCUCUGACAAAGAUAUGAUGCUUCCAUUUCUCCCAAAGCCUUUUCCUUCACAAAUAGAAGCCAUCACUGAGCUUAUAAAUAAAGAAGCUAGUAGAAUUGGUUUGGAGCCGAAAGAUUUAGAAAUUAGAAAAGCAUUAAGCUUAAGAUUUAUUAAAUUUGUACAAGACCAUGUUCCAAGUUGCAGUGUUCAUUUAAUUGGCUCUUCAGCUUAUGGUAUUGGACUUAAACAUUCUGAAGUAGAUUUCAUUGUUAAAGUAGAUGAGGAUGAGCUUGUUCCUGAUGCUUUAGAAGCUCUGUAUAAUGCUGUUAGUAAAGGUGAUGCUUAUGAAAGGGCUAUUCCUGAUUUUAAACAGAAACGACCUCAAGUUCGAUUUGUUGACAAAGAGGCACGCCUGUCUUGUAAUAUACUCAUUGACAACAAUAGCAGCUUAAGAUUAGCAUAUCUGUUAUCCACAUAUUGCAAGUUAGAUGACCGUGUACAAAUUCUUGGUGCUGCUCUGAGAUAUUGGGCACAGCUGUGUCAAGUAGACUUGCAAGACCAUGGCACUCUACCUCCGUUUUCUUAUGCCUUAUUGUUAGUACAUUUUUUGCAGCAAGUGCAGCCACCUGUCUUACCUGUUUUGCAUGAGGUGAAGAAUUUUUCUGGUUCUCCAGACUUUUAUGAUAAAUAUGUAGAGGACAAAGAAUGGAAAUCUCAGAACACAGAUUCUAUAGGAGAGCUAUGGUUAAAAUUUUUCAGAUUCUAUACAUAUGAAUUCAAAAUUGGUGAAAGUGUUGUUUGUAUUCGCUCUUCUAAACGGACAACAUGCGCUGAAAGAAACUGGAAUACAAGAUUUUAUGCAAUCGAAGAGCCAUUUUUAAGGAGAAAUAUUGCAUAUGUUAUACCAACCUUUCAAAUUUGCCAGUAUAUCCAAAACUGCUUUCUUCGAACUUAUCGAUAUUUCGCCUAUCCACAACAGAAAAAAGGGUUCGAAAUUGUUCAUUUGUUAAAAACUGAUGACUUUGAUGCUCUAAAGCUCUCUGAAUAUGUGAAGGAACCUCUACUUAAAGAAGAUGUUUCUGAUGAAUCUGAAGUUUCAGACAAUGAAGAUUCUACUGCUACAGAUUUAUUAAAUAUCAGCCAAGAGUUAGAAGACCAUGACCCUGAUAUAGCUGUUGAAGAUCUAGUAUCAGUUAUUUCAAACAUAUCACUAGAAGAUUCACCAGAAAACAUUAUUGAAGGAGUAACAGAACCAUCAAAUCCUGUUUCAAAUGACGCAGGAUCAACUGUUCAAAAUGCUGAAGAGAAGCAGACAGACAUUUUGCUGAAGGAAAGUCAAACAAAAUUAUCAAAACCAAAUACUCCAGUUUGUCAUUGGGAUACGAAUGGUAAAGAAGUGUCAAAAGACAUGUUUUCCUACAAGUUUGACGUUUCCGUUUUGAAAGGAGAAAAGCCAAUUCCUUUAACAUGCAGAUUAUGCAAGAAGACUGGUCAUCUGAAAAAGGAUUGUCCAGUUGAAGAACCUGAACCUCCUAAACCUUUACCUCCUAUGACUCAGGAAUUUUUAGAAGCUAUUCAUCGUUGUUUGCAAUAUAUUUAUGAGAAAAAUCGUGUAAGUGAUGAUUACUACAAAGAAGUUGAAAAUAGUAUGAAAGAUGUUGAAUCAUCCAUCAAAAAAGUUUUUCCUGAUGCAAAGCUGAGUUUGUUUGGUUCCUUUUGCAAUGGUUUUGGCUUUCGCACAUGCAGUGACAUGGAUUUUUGUCUCACUUUUACUGGACAUGACACUGGAAAAGAUUUGGAUCAUACAGAAAUAAUUAAGAAAGUAGCUGCACAACUUAUUAAGCAUCCAAAGCUUGAAAAUAUUGUUCCGAUUACCAGUGCUAAAGUUCCUAUAGUAAAAUUUGCUUGGAAAGAUUCUGAAAUAGAAGGCGAUAUAAGCUUAUACAAUACAUUGGCUUUGAUAAAUACUCAGAUGCUUGAAGCAUAUAGCAAAAUUGAUCCAAGAGUUCAAAUUUUAGGUUAUGGCUUAAAAUAUUUUGCAAAAACUUUGGGUAUUUGUGAUGCAUCUAAGGGAAGUUUGUCAUCAUACGCAUACAUAUUAAUGGUUAUAUUCUUUUUACAACAAAGAAAUCCUCCUGUAAUUCCUGUUCUUCAAGAGUUGCACGAAGGAGAAAAACCAGUUGAACUUAUAGAUGGCUGGAAUACAUGGUUUUUCAAGGACAUCCAUAGACUGAAAGAUGUUUGGCCUGAGUAUGGAAAAAAUAAGGAACCAGUAGCACAGUUAUGGGUUGAAUUAUUUAAUUUUUAUACUUGUGAUUUUAAUUGGAGGGAAUAUGUAAUUGCAAUUAAACAGAAAAAUCCUUUAAGACGCUUUAAAAAACUAUGGAUAUCAGAGGAACUUGCAAUUGAAGUGAUGGGCAUACGGAGUCCAAAAUCUGAAAAACGAAAACAGAAAGGCAGGAGAAAAUGGAAAACAAAUCCAUAUGUGAUUUCAAUCGAAGAUCCUUUUGAUUUGCAUCAUAAUCUGGGUGGUGGAUUGAGUAAGAAAAUGAACGCAUACAUAAUGAAGACUUUUAUAAGGGGACGGGAGCGUUUCGGAUCACCUUUAAUACAUGAAAGAAUGCAUACACUCUAUAAACAAGAAUUGACUUACUUUUACAAUCGAAACUUUUUAAAUUCUGGACGAGAACCACCUCACGAUCGAGGUUGUGGAAAUUGUGGUAAAAUUGGACAUAAGAGAAAGGAUUGUCCCCAAGAAAAAACUUGCUCUUACUGUAGGAGACCUGGUCAUCUUGUGAAAAACUGUCCUAGGAAACAAGGACAGCCGAAAGACCAAAGAAAUAUGAAAAAGGGAAAUCGCUAUAAUUUUGACUCUCCAAACAAUGAAAGAAAAGGAUCUGUGGAAAAAGUUCAAAAUCAGCGUAUGCCUCAACAUCAUCCAUUAAUGAACAAUGAUGUAUUGAUGAGAACUUUCCCUGGCAUGAAUUCCCCAUUCGAUUCUCAAAAAUUAUUACAAAUGGGUGUUCCCAUGCAUCGUAUGCCUCCCCCAGGUUUUCCUGGUAGGACUCCCGCAAAUCCUCCUCCUGGCUUCAAAAACAAUGCUCAGCUACUUCAAAAACCUGCAGGUUAUGCAUCACCAUUUCCACCCGUACCACCUUUUCCUAGACAAGGGAACAAAAAGGAAGUACUUUCUCAAAGCCCACCUAAACUCUACAGUGGAUCACCGCCCAAAAACUUCCAGCAAAAUAAAUAUCAUAAAGUGCAGGAACCAUCGGGGUGGCCCGUGAAUCCUCGGAAUGUUCCGUUUCAAGUCGAAAGACACCCUAAUCCCCAACGCAUGCAAGGAAAUGGCCGAGGUCAUUGGCUGAAUAAUAGACCUUUACUUCCCCAUCCUGUUCAGCACAAAUCUAAUCAACAUCAGACUAUGGAUCAUAGACGCAAUAGGACCAAUUCUGAUCAUCAGCCAUAUAAUUCAAACUCUGACAAAUGGUCCUCCCGUUGAUGCAAUUAAUUUCUUUUAUUAAUUAGUUGUUGUAUUUGUAAUAUAGAUUCAACAUCAUUGCAUAAAUGACGUUAGUUUCUUUUACUUAAUUGACGAAAUAUUUUUGUUAAGGGCAAUUAUUAUUAUACUAUUUCUUUUAUUCCUGUUGGGGCGUCAUACAGACGAUUUUAUUGUUGAUUUUUUUUUCUCUCAAGCAUUAAAAAUGUAUAUUAUGCUUAAGCAGGCAUAUAUGUAGUAAUGUUUAUUUCCUGACUAAGUAAUUCAUUGAUUAUUUUCAAACUAGUUAUAUUUGUAUAAUUUUUUUCACUAUUUUAAUUAAAUUGAAACUUUCUAAACUUUUUUAUUUAUAAUAAGACUACAGUUAAGUCUUCAAAUGAAGUACAUAUUGUUUUUGCAUUCUCAAAUUAUAUGAAGCAUCAAACAUUGAGAAAUUAAUAAAAUCGGAUUAGAAAUAUGUUUUACAUUUGUGCUAUUUAUUCAAAAUCGUUCUAAGAUUUCCUUUCAAAAUGUAGCUUAAUUUAGCUUAUGUUAGUAUUUUGUCCGGCAUAUAUCUUUUAAUUUGGGUUUAAGAGCUUUGUAUAUGGUUUCAACCAUAAGGAAAAAAAAGGUUAUAAAGUGUUUAAGAAGAUGUAUAUAUAUUUGUAAUUUAGUUGAAAAAUGUUGUAUUUCUUUCUUUAAGAAUAUGUAGAAUGAAUAGAAGUCAAUUAAAUUCUGGAAUCUUUUGUUAUUAUUUCAAGUAUUGAUAUAUUUUAGAAUAGUUUGAAAGAUUUUGUUUUAAACUGUCAGUUUAGGGUAUUUUCUUAAAAAAAAUGCAGGGUAAGGAUCCAUCUGAAUUAAUCAAAGAUUUUUAAAGUCUUGCACUCUUUAUUCUCUCUCUCUCUUAGUAGAAAAUAAUUUUCCAGGAGAACAUGAUAUUUUUUGCUUUUUUUCUUGAAUUGAACCAGGUUUUUAUCUAUUCAGGAAAAACAAAAUUAUAAGACUGUCUAAAUAUGUAAUUUUUCUCAUUUUUUAACAUUUUAAAAAUGUUUUACUAAUAUUAGCAUUUUGUAUUAACGUCAUCUGUUUGCUUUUUUCAUUCAUCUUAGUAAUAAAUUAAACUUAUCUAACAAUUAUGCAUUAUAACUGAAAACUAUUAAUUUUUUUUAUCUGUUUCUUUCACUGAAUGAAAAUAAACAGUGCUACUGAUUUAUAUUGUUUAUUUUCUCCAUUCAUAUAAAAUGCUUGUCAAUUUUAAUGCGCAGUUAUAUUUAAAAAACAUUAGUGUAAAAAUUUACGGAUUAAAUUCAUAAUAAUUAUUCAGUGUUUUGAUAAUGUUUAUUCCAUUUUCCAUCAGAAAACUUUUGUAUAUUAAAUUUUUUACACAUAACUGUAUUUAAAUGCAGCCAUUUAAAUCUUACCUCUCAAUUUAAAAACAAUUUGAAUGCAAUUCAUUGUAAUUGUCAAAUUUACUCUUAACAAAUCAGGUUGAUUAUUUUGUUUUCUACUGAAAAUUAUGUAAAAUAUUAUGAAUAAUUUUAUCUUUUUAUUUACAAUGAAGUAUCAGUAUAUUCUGUACAAUUCAGUAUAAAAAUGUAAAUGAGACAAAAGAUAAUUGUUUCUUUGAACCCUGUGUCAUAUCAAUACAAAUAGUGUUAUUGAUUCUAAUGUUUAUACAUGUUUUUUGUAAUUCUUUUAAUCUUUGCUAAUUGUAAAAAGGCAAAAUAUUAUGAUUUUAAACUUGAUUCAAAAUAAUUCAAAUUUGUAGCUAUAAUUUUGUUAAAAGGUAGAAAUUGUUUAUCUAUCCAAAGUCAUUUUAUAAUUUUUCCAUUCCAGCCUGGGACAUUAUCUAAAUGAUAAUUUAUUUCUUUACAAUGCAGCAGUUAUUAACUUUUUCCCCAUAUCAGUUUAUUUAAAGACUGAAAUGCUUUUGUAAUAAUUGAGCAAAUAUUAUUUAGAAAUGUAAUAAGCAAAUUUUUUCCUCGUCUUAAACAAGAACUAAAAUCUUAUAAUGGACAAGUUUGUUGCAAUAUAAAGUUAUUAGACUCAAGGUAAAUGGGGAAAUAAAAAUGAAAUGUUAACUAAAGUAAAAACAUCAAAAACAAAAUUUUUUUAUUUAUUUAUUUUUUUGUCAACAUCCAAACUUUUUCCAUUAUUCAGUGAUGUAAUUUUAGCAUUGUAUCUUACAUAUUUGAUACACAAUUUGGGGGGAGAAAGGUAAUUUCACUUAACGUACAAAUACUUAUACAGAUAAUACGAAAUAAUAUUUUUUAUUUAAAAAUAAAAUAAGAUUUAAGUUAUUUUUUACUCCAUAUAAUGCGCUCAUUCUCUUUAAAAGCAAUUAGUUAAGCAAUAUAAUUUUUAUAAACUUUCAGAAUUUUUUAAUCUAUUUUAUAAAUUUUGCUCAGGGAAAAAAAACACUUUUUUUUUAUUCAAAAAGUUCCUAAUUUAAAAAAUAUUUUAUUUUUACAAGAUGUUGCUUCAUAUCUUGUAAAAUUACGAAACAAUUUUUAAAAUAAAAUUAUUUACUACUAUUAUUUUUACAUGAUUAUGUAACUUUGCAUACUAAUAAUGUUUUAAAUAUUCUACAAAAAGUAUGCAUCUUUUACUUUAUAAAAAUAUCUAAUAGUCAUAAAAUAUUUAUUACAACCUAGUAACAGUUAAAGAAUAUUUCUUAUUGUUAAAUAUAAACUUUGAUGUAAAAACUAAAUAUUAUAGAGAUAAUUGGUCCUUAAAUAUGCUAAUUUCAUUGUAAUUUUCUCAUUUCAGAAUUUUAUCUAUUAAGCUUAUAAAAUAAUCAUUUUUUAAAAAUAUUAAGUUCGUUGUUUUUAACUGAAAUUUUUGAAACUUUUGAGGUGCAAUAUUUAAUUAUUUUUUUUUUAAAAAUAAAAAAUAUUUUAAUGUUUAAAAUAUGAAUUUAUUUUGUAACUUCAGUUCAUUUUUAUGUGAAGGUAUUCAUGUGUGCUUUAUGCUAAGAAAAAUAAUGCAAUUCACUAUGAAAGGAAUAACAAUUUUAUAUAUUUUACACUUAUUUCUUGACUUUAUAUUUCAACUAAUCACUUUGAUAGUGUUAUAAAUGCUCUUCAUCACAAUGUAAGGUGUCUACUGACUGCUAGCAUUUGCUAAUUAAUUUAUUUGUAUUUUAAUUGGAUUUUUAUGAAUUUUAAUUGAACAUUCUUGUUAUAUGCUCAAUGCAAACAAGCUACUAAUAGCUGUUUUUAUGUGAUGAGAAUUUAAAAUCAUAAAUUAAAUAAAAUUUAUUUAAAUUUGU